GUACUCUGCCAGCACCGACUCUCUAUCGGUAUUCGGUACCCCUGUAUAAGGCUCCUUCGCCGCGAUACAUUUUGUCCCCUCCAUUUCUUCAAACCCUAUCGAAUUAGGGUUAGCUAAAUCUCCUAUUUAUUUUCCUUUUUAAUUUUCACUUUCAUGCCCUAAUUUUCUCAAAUUUUAAUUAGGGUUAAGGAAUUUUAGUUUCAAUUCAAAAUGAUGCAACAACCCGGAGGAGCUGUCCCACCACCAAUGUCAAUGGACCAGCACCAGCACCAGCACCAGCAACAGCAACAGCAGUACCCGCCUCAGCAAUGGAUGAUGAUGCCUCCUCAAGCUCCACAAACCUGGGCCCAACAACCACCAUUCCAACAGCAACAGCAGUAUGGUGCCGCGCCAGCAAAUGUUUCUGCUCCUGCAGUUGCCUCUGGUGGACCUGAUGAGGUUCGGUCGCUUUGGAUCGGGGACCUUCAGUACUGGAUGGACGAGAAUUAUCUCACUUCUUGCUUCUACCAUACUGGCGAGCUCGUAUCUGCAAAGGUAAUCCGUAACAAGCAAACUGGUCAGUCUGAGCAUUACGGGUUUCUUGAGUUCAGAACUCAUGCUGCUGCAGAAAAUAUUUUACAAACCUACAAUGGCGCACUGAUGCCCAAUGCUGAGCAAACUUUCCGCCUGAACUGGGCUUCUCCUGGUGCCGGUCAAAGGCGCACAGAUGAUAUGCCUGACUACACUAUAUUUGUUGGAGAUUUGUCUGGUGAUGUUACAGAUUACCUCCUACAAGAGACAUUUUCCAGCGUGUACUCAUCAGUCAAGGGUGCAAAAGUUGUGACUGAUAGGAACACUGGACGUUCCAAGGGUUAUGGAUUUGUUAAAUUUGGGGAUGAGGGUGAACAACAACGGGCUAUGACUGAAAUGAAUGGUGUUCCCUGUUCAACUAGGCCCAUGAGAAUUGGCCCUGCUGCUAACAAAACACCUAUGGUUACUACUACUCCAAAAGCUUCCUUCCAGAAUACUCAGGGAAAUCAGGGCGACAGCGAUCCAAAUAAUACCACAAUAUUUGUUGGUGGUCUAGACCCCAAUGUUACGGAUGACCAUUUGAAGCAAGUCUUUUCCCCAUAUGGUGAACUAGUCCAUGUAAAAAUACCAAUAGGAAAGCGUUGUGGGUUUGUCCAGUUUUCUAAUAGGCCAUCUGCUGAACAAGCUCUAUCAAGCUUGAAUGGUACCCAAUUAGGUGGGCAAAGUAUUCGCCUUUCAUGGGGACGUAGUCCUUCAAACAGACAGUCAGAUCAGACCCAAUUGGGUGGCGGUUCAUAUUAUGGUUACUCACAAGGGGGGUAUGAAGCAUAUGGUAGCUAUGCUCCACCUCAAGAUCCAAACAUGUACUACGGAGGCGCGGGAUAUGCAAAUUAUCAACAGCCACAGCAGUGAUCUGCAAUGGUCAGAAUUCUUGGAGCUGUGGGAAUUAGCUUUGAUGUGUCCCUGAUUAGCUUCACCAAUGUAUCCAGCUAGCAUUACUGGUGGAUAAUGUUACUGAAUUUGGUUUGUGUACUGGAUGAUGAUGUGUUCUGCCAUAUUACUGUGGAGUCUGUUUACCAUUUCCAAUUUCAUUUCCAAUUUUAGCUUUCGGAGGUUUUGAGUGAUGAAUUUUGUUAUGAUUAAAUGUUUGAUUUUUAGUGUUUUUUCGACAUUUGAACUGUCAUGGCUUGAAUUAUAUUUUGAAUUUCCAUGAGAUAAUGUGGGUUUA
Olea europaea var. sylvestris is the source of this 1738-nucleotide messenger RNA. RefSeq names its product polyadenylate-binding protein RBP45-like. The record is from RefSeq and is a predicted model, not a curated record. Gene Ontology annotation, molecular function: mRNA binding. Lineage: Eukaryota; Viridiplantae; Streptophyta; Magnoliopsida; Lamiales; Oleaceae. The coding region runs from base 211 to 1422 and encodes 403 amino acids. Gene Ontology annotation, cellular component: cytosol. The transcript has 7 exons.